This is a messenger RNA of Trichoplax adhaerens, 2790 nucleotides long. RefSeq lists its product as uncharacterized. The record is from RefSeq and is a predicted model, not a curated record. NCBI's taxonomy places the organism in Eukaryota, Metazoa, Placozoa, Uniplacotomia, Trichoplacea, Trichoplacidae. The transcript is spliced from 16 exons. The coding region runs from base 1 to 2790 and encodes 929 amino acids.
AUGGCGGAAGAUGUUUUUCAACUGAUUGAUUGCUUUAAAGACUACCAAGAAGAAUUUUGCAACACUAAACCAAAGCUACAGAUUUUCAGGCGUGGAAAACAUUUUAGUUCCAUUCCAUUGAGAGAAUUACAAGACACGGAUGCUAUUGUCGCUCGAUUACUACACAUCUACUAUGAUCAAGUUGUGGCUAAAAUUAGCAAUCAGGAAGAGCUAAAAAAAUUAAUAUUGGAUAACAUUGAAGCGAAUAUGGAUAUUUUUAUUGGCUAUUUUAGUAAAUUCUACACUCGAGCUCAUCGGAUGUUCUUUGAAAGCUUCCCUACUUUCAAGGAGAGCUAUAAAUUUGUAAUCAUCACGAACAUCACCUUAAUACAUCGACAACUAGACCCGGUAAUGCCUUUGGAUUAUGUAUACAAGAUCUACCAUUGCAAUGAUACACUACAUCGGACAAAUCAAUCAUGUCCACACACUUACCAUAGUGAAUAUUUUUCAAGCCACGAAUUAUUUUUAUUCAUGCAAAGGAAUAAAUUACCGAUAUAUACGGAAUUGAUCCAUCAAGACAAUUUAACUAUCUAUAAUCAAAACGAUGUCAAUAAAAUUUUCAUAUUCGCUGAAAGUCAUCAAUAUGAACGAAUCAUACAGGAUGUCCAAGAUUUUGGAAGUGAAUAUUCAGGAAAAAUCGGAUUUCUUAUAGCUAAUAUGUCCAAUUUAGAUGAAAAAGCUGAUUUGCCAGUUAAAUGGUAUAAAAUUAAAGAAUUUCCAGCAGUCUAUGCUCAAAGAGCUGGUGCAGACAGGGAUACGCAUAAAAUGUUAGGAAAUUAUACUGCACGCAACUUGAAAUAUUUUGUAGACGAAUACUGGAAACGCGUUGGUGUAGGCGUUAAAACUGAGAAAGCCGAUAUGGAUGUCGAAUCAAUCACGAAAGAGAAACAUGAUAACAUUACCACUGGUAAAGAAAAGAAAAUCAAUUACGCUAUAUUCUACUGUCCUGGACCUGUAUCUUGCGAUUACUGGGAAAUUGUAUUAGGAAGAGUUAAGAGGAGUUUUAUUACCCAUCCGGAAUUUGACGUAGUUACUUAUUUGUAUUCCUCUGAUAAAGACGUGCCACAAGAAACAAAUUUGCGAUUUGUUAGCAUUAAAGGCAAGGUUAACAUAUUUAGUAAGACAAAAGACUUUACAUAUGAAGGCAUAUUGGACUUUAUCGAAGAAGAAACGUUAACCGAUUUCACUAGAUUGCCACCAACAGCUGGCGAUCAUUUUGAACCACCAAAACGUUUAUCUAAUAGUAAAGCUGAUAUAAACAAUAUUGAUGAUGAAAUUGCUAAAGAUAUCAAGCGUAUAUACGAAUCAGAUGAACAAGAUCCACAAGCUGAACGAUAUAAAAGACAAAGCUCCGUAACAUCAUUAACCGAUAAAACUAUUCAAGAAUUUAUCAACCAAAAUGGAAUUCGAAUUAUUAAUUAUUAUACAACGUGGGAUAUACGAAGUCGUGCAUUUUCAUUUAUCUAUGAAGAUAUAAAAUUAAAGUUCGAGCAAAACCCGACUAGAAUGAAACUUAGCUUUGCCGAGAUUAAUUGCGCUGAUUAUCCACGACCAUGUGAAGCUAAUGGUAUCACAGAGUAUCCAACAGUUAAAGUUUAUACUGAGAAUAAUGACGGUGUGGUCUAUAAGGGAUCAUUUACAAUCGAUAGUUUGAUUGCUGGAAUUAAGAUUUAUACUGAAGAGAGCAAUGGAAAAUUUACAUCAGUUGAGCAAGGUCAAAAGUUCCUUGAAAAUGCUUCGGGCGUUGUCGUUAUUGGCUUGUUCGAGAAACCGAGUGUGGAAUUUGAUGAAGUUAUGAAGCGUUUUAGUGGAAUAAUGCAAUUCGGACGUAGUUUCCAAUCCGACAUUUCUAUGGCCUUAGCGGAAAAGCUCAAUAUUAAAUUACCGGCAGUUAUUUGCUAUAAAGCAACUAAUGAAGUAAAAAGACAGAUUGUUUACGAAGGAGAGUUAACCGUUGACGGAAUCGAAACUUUUAUCUACAAUAAUGGCUUACCAUUAUUUGAUCAAUUUAGUGAACACAAUUUUAUAAACUAUUUCCGAAGUAAGAAACCAUUAGUAUCAUUCAUUCUACAUGGCCAUGAUGCGGAAGCAAUUCAGAAGGAGAUAGUAAAUCGCCUUUCUGGUUCUAUUUAUAGUAAUAUAAAUGUCGCAUGGAUGGAUUUAGAUGAUGUUGUGACGCAAUCCAUUAUUUACUACUAUACCCGUGGCAACACCGAUGCUGUUCCAAGAUGCAUUUAUGUCGAUAGAAGAAAGGGUAUUGCUAACACAUUUAUUGAUAAGGAAGAAUCUCCAGAAAUAAGCAAUAUUGAGAAAUGGAUUAAUAAAACUCUGCAUGCUAAUAUGAAAGAUAUUAUUCAAAUGGGAGGUGUUCAUUUAGCCGAUCGCGACUGGUUACCAAAGCAGGAAGCUCUCGAUUUCUUGACGUUAGAAAAAAGAGAUAAUUUAAAGAAAGACUUCAACGUCGAAUCCGCUGUAGAUAUUAGAGAAUAUCUAGAAAAGAAUGAUGUCUAUAAUCCGAGAAGAAAUAUCGCAUGGUUCGGUGAUGAUGAAGGGCUAAUUAUCGAUGGCACCAACAUUGGACCUUUAACCAAAGAGAAAAAAGAGGCAAUAACAGGAAACUCUAAAGAAGUAGACAAUGAUGACGAAGGAGGAGACGAAGAUGACGAGGAAGAUGACGAAGAUGAUGAACAACCUGAAAGCAAUAGAAAAGAUGACCAACAACCACAGGAUAAUAAAAAAGAUGAAUUAUAA